Pipistrellus nathusii (Nathusius's pipistrelle) is the source of this 3546-nucleotide messenger RNA. NCBI's taxonomy places the organism in Eukaryota, Metazoa, Chordata, Mammalia, Chiroptera, Vespertilionidae. The record is from the annotation of a GenBank genome assembly.
AUGGAACCAAUCACAUUCACCGCGAGGAAGCACCCGUUCCCUAACGAGGCCUGGGUGGCCUUCAGCCUCCAGCUGGUGGGCUCCUUGCCUGUGCAUUCCCUGACCACCAUGCCCAUGCUGCCCUGGGUCGUGGCAGAGGUGCGCCGGCUCAGCGGGCAGUCUUCCAAAAGGGAACCCGGUACUAAGCAAGUCCGGCUUUGUGUCUCGCCCUCUGGACUGAGGUGUGAACCCGAGCCAGAGAAAACGCAGCAGUGGGAUCCGCUGAUCUGUUCCAGCAUCUUCGAGUGUAAGCCUCAGCACGCUCACAAACUGAUCCACAACAGCCACGACCCCAGCUACUUCGCCUGCCUGAUUAAGGACGAUGCGGCCAGUAGGCGGAGUAUCUGCUACGUGUUCAAAGCUGAUGACCAAACAAAAGUGCCCGAGAUCAUCAGCUCCAUCCGCCACGCCGGGAGGCUCGCCCGCCAGGAGGAGCUGCACUGCCCCUCGGAGUUCGAUGACACGUUCUCCAAGAAGUUCGAGGUGCUCUUCUGCGGCCGCGUGACCGUGGCGCACAAGAAGGCGCCGCCGGCGCUCAUCGACGAGUGCAUCGAGAAGUUCAACCACAUCAGCUGCAGCCGGAGGGCCGAGCUGGACCUGGCGGCCCAGGACCCCGCGGCCAGCGGCCCCGCGGCCACGCUCUCCUUCUCGGACCGGUUCCGGGCGGCGCUGCAACCCGCGGGGCCCCCGGAGCAGGGCCGCCGGCCGAUGCGCAAGUCCUCCUCGCAGCCCGGCCUGCGUUCCACCGCCUGCAGGAGGGAGUUCCAGGACGGGGGCCUGCGCAGCCACAGCUUCUUCAGCUCCUUCGAUGAGAGCGACAUCGAGAACCACCUCAUCGGUGGACACAAUAUUGUGCAGCCAACGGACAUCGAGGAGAAUCGAACUAUGCUUUUCACGAUUGGUCAAUCGGAAGUUUACCUCAUCAGUCCUGACACCAAAAAAAUAGCAUUGGAGAAAAAUUUUAAGGAGAUAUCCUUCUGCUCUCAGGGCAUCAGACACGUGGACCACUUCGGGUUCAUCUGCCGGGAGGCCUCGGGGGGCGGCGGCUUUCAUUUCGUCUGUUACGUGUUCCAGUGCACAAACGAGGCUCUGGUGGAUGAAAUCAUGAUGACGCUGAAACAGGCGUUCACGGUGGCUGCUGUGCAGCAGACCAGAGCGCCGGCCCAGCUGUGCGAGGGCUGCCCCCUGCAGGGCCUGCACAAGCUCUGCGAGCGCAUCGAGGGAAUGAAUUCUUCUAAAACCAAACUAGAACUCCAGAAGCACCUGACAACGUUAACCAAUCAGGAGCAAGCGAUGAUUUUUGAGGAGGUGCAGAAAUUGAGACCAAGAAAUGAGCAGCGAGAGAAUGAAAUGGUUAUUUCUUUCCUGAGAUGUUUAUAUGAAGAGAAGCAAAAAGUUCACACCCAUAUUGGGGAGAUAAAGCAGACGACACAGAUUGCAGCAGAGAAUGUUGGAAGUGAGUUACCAUCCAGUGCCACUCGGUUUAAGCUCGACAUGCUGAAAAACAAAGCGAAGAGGUCGUUAGCGGAGUCUUUGGAAAGUAUUUUGUCCCGGGGUAAUAAAGCCAGAGGCCUUCCGGAACAUUCUACCAGCCUGGAUCUGGACUGCUCCGUGUCUAGCACGUUAAAUAACACCAACAAAGAGCCCUCCGUGUGUGACAAGGAGGCCUUGCCCGCGUCCGAUAGCAGAACCAGGCUCCUGGGCUCCUCGGACGACCUGCCGUCCGGGGACGUGGAGAGCCGCCCCUCGGAGGAGCCUGCCCUGCUCUCCCCGCAGCUGGGCCAGCGGAGGCGGGCGAACACACUGAGCCACUUCCCCGUGGAGAGCCCGGAGCCCCCGGAGCCCGCCCAGGACUCCCCGGGCGGCUCGCAGAGGAAGCUUAUGAGGUACCACUCCGUGAGCACAGAGACGCCUCACGAACGAAAGGACUUUGACUCCAAAGCCCACCACCUGGGCGACCCCAGCGGGACCCCCGUGAAGACGCGGAGACACUCGUGGAGGCAGCAGAUAUUCCUCCGCGUGGCGACCCCGCAGAAGGCGAGCGACUCGCCCGGCAGAUACGAAGAUUAUUCCGAGCUGGGAGAGCUGCCGCCGCGGUCUCCGUUAGAGCCAGUGUGUGAGGAUGGGCCCUUUGGCCCGGUCCCGGAGGAGAAGAGAAGGACGUCCCGCGAGCUCCGAGAACUGUGGCGCAAGGCGAUUCUGCAGCAGAUCCUCCUCCUCCGGAUGGAGAAGGAGAACCAGAAGCUCCAAGCUUCCAAAAACGACCUGCUGAACAAGCGCCUGAAGCUCGACUACGAAGAGGUCACGCCUUGCCUGAAGGAAGUGACGGCGGUGUGGGAAAAGAUGCUGAGCACGCCAGGAAGGUCCAAAAUCAAGUUCGACAUGGAGAAAAUGCACGCGGCUGUUGGGCAAGGUGUGCCGCGCCACCACCGCGGCGAGAUCUGGAAGUUCCUGGCGGAGCAGUACCACCUGAAGCACCAGCUGCCCCCGAAGCAGCAGCCCAGGGACACGCCGUACAAGGAGCUCCUGAAGCAGCUCACCUCCCAGCAGCACGCCAUCCUCAUCGACCUCGGUCGAACCUUCCCGACGCACCCGUACUUCUCGGCCCAGCUGGGCGCGGGGCAGCUGUCGCUGUACAACAUCCUGAAGGCCUACUCGCUCCUGGACCAGGAGGUGGGGUACUGCCAAGGCCUCAGCUUCGUGGCCGGCAUCCUGCUGCUGCACAUGGGCGAGGAGGAGGCGUUCCACAUGCUCAAGUUCCUGAUGUUUGACCGGGGGCUGCGGAAGCAGUAUCGGCCGGACAUGAUUAUUUUACAGAUCCAGAUGUACCAGCUCUCGCGGCUCCUGCACGACUACCACAGGGACCUCUACAACCACCUGGAGGAGCACGAGAUCGGCCCCAGCCUCUACGCCGCGCCCUGGUUCCUCACCGUGUUCGCCUCCCAGUUCCCCCUGGGCUUUGUGGCCAGAGUCUUCGAUAUGAUCUUUCUCCAGGGAACAGAGGUCAUCUUUAAAGUGGCUUUAAGUCUGUUGGGGAGCCACAAGCCCUUGAUCCUGCAGCAUGAGAACCUCGAGACCAUAGUUGACUUCAUAAAAAACACAUUACCCAACCUGGGCCUGGUGCAAAUGGAGAAGACCAUCAAUCAGGUGUUUGAGAUGGACAUUUCUAAACAGUUACAAGCGUAUGAAGUGGAGUACCACGUGCUUCAAGAAGAACUUAUUGAUUCCUCUCCUCUCAGCGACAACCAAAGAAUGGACAAAUUGGAGAAAACCAACAGCAGCUUGCGCAAACAGAACCUUGACCUCCUGGAGCAGCUGCAGGUGGCAAAUGGUAGGAUCCAGAGCCUGGAAGCCACCGUCGAGAAGCUCCUGGCCAACGAAAGCAAGCUGAAGCAGGCCGCCCUGGCCUUGGAGCUGGAGCGGUCCGCGCUGCUGCGGACGGUGGAGGAGCUCCAGCGGCGGACCGCAGAGCUGAGGGCACCCCAGCUUGACCUCAUGCAGCCCUAG